UAUCUCAAUCUUGUAGUCAGUAUCGAAAUAAAAAAAGCAAGUCAAAAUACAGUGUCAACAAACAAGCAAUAAAAUCUGGAAAAAAACGUCAAAAAAAAAAAAAAAAGAGACGACCCAGCCAAGUACACAAGGUAAGAUAUCAGUUGAGCAAAGAAAGCCUGAAACCAGUCGGGUCCAGUUUUCAUUCGGUCAAGACGAAAAAAACAAAAAAACCCGUCAUUAAGGUUUAUAGUCCUUUUGCGCUCACGUAAUCACGAGAUAAGCGAUACCUCCUACACUAGUGACGUGGGCGUCCAGUCCCUUUCCCGAUCCUGUACAAGAUGCAGAAACACAAAGAGAGAAAAAAGAGAUGCCCAGGACGAUGUUUGGAAGAGGACAUGGCGGGAGACGUGGAUGAGAUGCGUGCGCACGCACGCAAAGCAAUUUGAACGUGGGAGAGAAGAUAGGAAGGGCGGGUGCCGGCCCUAUAACGCAGGGUGGUGGAGGAAGAAAGGGUGGGCAACAAUCACGGGCAGUCCACCAACCAGAUCUGUUCGCUUUCCUCCGGCUCAUCCAAUCGCAGCUCGGCUCCCGGGUUUCUCUCGGUCGACAGACGGGGGAAAACAAAUGCGAACGGAUGAUGGCCGGGUUGCAGUUAAAACCGACGUGAAUCUUUACGAACCCCCCCCACCCCUCCCUGCCUUUCACUUUAUUUACUCCGACCCUCGGCUUUUAGCUAGUUUGCCUCCCAGACAGUGUUGCAGCAUCCAUUUGAAGAGUGAUGCACUGCGCCAGCGCUUCCGCACUGUAGGAGGGAAGAGUUUGUGUUGCAUCUGUAAAGUAAAGUGAACCAUCCAUCCGACAAGUCAAAAGCUUGAGCUACUCGCCUGUGACUUGAUUAGACGUUCACGCACAUUCACGAGCCACUCAACUUAAACAGUGACUCCCUGUUCAUAAGACUGCAGCAGUCAAUCUCCUCCUACUUGCCGCCCGUUUCUGAUCCUUUCAUCGCCAGUGAGAACAAUCUGGUCCAGCAGAUAAUCUAUGCGUAUUGUAGUGGAGCUUUUCAGAAGGUUUUCAUCCACCAUUCGUUUGUGAUCCCUUUUUUUGUGCUACCUCGCUUAUCGACUUCGAUUUGACGUCCACCCUGAACAACAAUCUGCGCCUCAGGAUUCACCAACAGCUUUACGAGAUAAAACGGCCCAGUUUGAUAGUUACGUGUCUACCGUCUCGUAGAGCGCCAGGGUCACCAGGGCUGGGUACAAACUGACAUGAUUGUUCGCCCCAACGUUCAGACACUUUUGAGCCCUCGGUCCUCCUCGACUGCGACAAUGACUGACGAACGGCCACUCUGUUCAGAACCACAACAGUCAGCUACUAGAGACCUAAUUACUGCGCAUCACCACUUCGGGAUGGAUCGACUUUUGGGCAAUGAGAAAGAGACGCCAUUAGCACCGCAAACGACGGUCAUUAAGACGACUACGUUGUGGAGACCCAUCGCCCUGGAUACAGCAGAAUCACCCCCACCUCAGCCAGCAAGUCCUACGCCUUCCAUUUCAUCCGGCGACAAGAUGUCGACGACACGAAAUUUCAGCGUCCGCUCCUUGCUGAGCGAGUCUGCCAGUUAUCGACAGGCUAAGGGAGAUGUAGUCAUCAUCGGAGAGACAUCUGGAAAUUACAAGAAUUUGGGCAACAUCAACGACAUUACGGCUCUCAAUCGCCGGAUGAACGAUGCUUUAUCUAGAAGGCUCUCAUUGCUUAGCUAUGGUUCUUUUCUUCCGCCGGACCUGGCCAAUAAAAAUCCAUUCAGUCCCAUCUCGCCCGGUGGGACGAAUUUCCUUCCGUUUGGGAUUGGACUUCCUUCGUCAGCUUCCCAGCAAACAUCACAACAGACGAGUGAUUCUCUCUUUAACCUCCGUCGGCCUCCGCACAACAACAACCAACAGCAGCAACAUCCGUACUCUUUGGAAUGUUUCCAUCAGCGCGGAGGAUCCGCAUCCGGAGGAGCAGCAGGUGCUAACGGUGGAAGCGUUGCCAACGGAUUGAACGGAUCCGCCGAUUUUUCGUGCGUCAAAUGCGAAAAAAUGUUUUCAACUCCGCACGGACUGGAAGUGCACGCCCGUCGUUCGCACAACGGGAAGAGGCCGUUCGCUUGCGACAUCUGCAACAAGACAUUCGGCCACGAGAUCAGCCUCAAUCAGCAUCGGUCGCUGCACAACACGGAAAAAGUUUUCGAGUGUCGACAGUGCGGCAAGACGUUCAAGCGGUCGUCGACGCUAUCCACUCACCUGCUCAUCCAUUCGGACACCCGCCCAUAUCCUUGCCAGUAUUGCGGCAAAAGGUUUCACCAAAAGUCCGACAUGAAAAAGCACACCUACAUCCACACAGGUGAAAAGCCGCACAAGUGCGCAGUAUGCGGCAAAGCCUUUAGUCAAUCGUCCAACUUGAUCACUCACUCGCGGAAGCACACCGGCUACAAACCGUUUGCUUGCGAUCAUUGCGGACGAGCUUUUCAGCGCAAAGUUGACCUGCGGCGGCACCGAGAAAGCCAACACGCCGAGCUCUAUCCACCAACGACGGUUGUAGCCACAACAUCUUCCCACCAGCAAACGACCGCGUCGUCCAAUAACUCAUCGACAUCGUCGAUCGUAACUACGGCCACGGCUGUGGUUACAACCACUACAUCGAGCGCUUCUGCUGCGCUUCAUCAAAAUCAUCAACAGUCUGAUCGGCAUCAUCAUCGUGGUCAUUCCACUGUGGCAGCGUCGACGCCAUCGGCUUCUGUCGUGGCCGCUGCCUUGGCCCAUUUCAACAGCUUCCAUUCGUCCUCGAAUAAAGAUCACUUGAGAGCCUUGAUUAACAGCAGCGAAGUCAAAAUGGCGGCUGCGGCCGCAGCAGCCGCCGGACUGCCGAACUUCCUCACCAAUCAUUCUGCAUUUAUUGGCCAACAACAGGAUUUCAUGGCCAAACAUCAUUUGCUACAAGUGAAUCAAUCGGCUUGAAUUCCAAUUUCUAUUGGGAUCGCAAGUCGUAAUCCUGAAAUUGACUCUUUUUGUCUUUUCUUUAAAUUGCGUCUGAGUUAUGUUUGUUUUUUUCGAAAUUGCCAGACGAAAAGAUAAAAUGACGUCAGUUUUUAAUGAUGCGUUAAGUACGACGUUUGUUUGCGUGUAAUAUAAUUUCGUCGCUUUUCAAGGGUGUGAAUAAUUUUCUCGUCUGUUAUGCACUCUUUUCCAUCUCUCGCAUAAUUCGCAUAAUGUCACGUAGUAUACUUUGAUCGCACCAACCAUUAGCCAGCAAUGAUUGUCUAGCCCUAAAAAUUAAAUAUUUGUGAUUUCGUUGUUAAAUUUUUCGUUCGUUUUAAUUACUUCUAUCGGUGUCUAUUUGAACAUAGGUAUUUGUGUAAAUAUACCACAGAUAGUGCUAAUCCUUUAAUGAAAUUCCUUUUGUUUUUUGUUUGUUCUUUUCCUUUGUGUCUUUCUCCCUUAUUCCAUUUCUCUUGUGGAUAGACAUUCUUUCCAAAACCGUUGUUGUCAUUAAAUUUAUUGUUUAUUUGUUUCUCUCAAAACCUACCGUCUAGCCAAAUUCGCGACUAAACAGUCUAAAUUAUGUAAAGACACUUGAUGUUAUAUGUGUGCGUUUCUGAAGCCAACCGUCUCCCUUCUUAUUACGAAAGCAAAAUAAAAAAAAAAUUAUUCCUAUGAAAAUACACGCUACUCUUUGAAUGUUAAAAA
Molecule: messenger RNA, 3710 nt
Organism: Daphnia magna
Lineage: Eukaryota; Metazoa; Arthropoda; Branchiopoda; Diplostraca; Daphniidae
Product: zinc finger protein 16
Exons: 5
Coding region: 1251-2981 (576 amino acids)
Biological process (GO): regulation of transcription by RNA polymerase II
Cellular component (GO): nucleus
Molecular function (GO): RNA polymerase II cis-regulatory region sequence-specific DNA binding; DNA-binding transcription activator activity, RNA polymerase II-specific
Source: RefSeq, a predicted model, not a curated record